ACUAGUGAGUGUAGUGUAGUGUUAGUUUGAGGUAUGUUUGUGAAGUCUUAAUUCUUAAACCCUAGCGCUGCCACCCUUGGCCAACUCCAAUCCCAUGGCUCUGGUUUCCAAUUCGAAGCUCCUCCGAUGGAGACCCACACUCCACCCCAACCCUCUCUCCACCUUCUCCACCGCCGAAGCCCUCUCAGAGCCCGACCACGCUCCACACCCCUCUCCUUCCCCACAAAUCCAAACCCAAACCCAAACCCAAACCCAAGCCCAAAGCCCAGCCCACAAAAACCUGGAACUGACCAUCUGCAAAAUGAUGUCGAACCGCGCCUGGACGACGCGGCUCCAGAACUCGAUCCGCUCCCUCGUCCCGCACUUCGACCCCUCCCUCGUCUACAACGUCCUCCACGCCGCCUCCGCCUCCCCCGACCACGCCCUCCAAUUCUACCGCUGGCUCCCCCGCGCCGGCCUCUUCGCCCACACCCCCGACACCACGCUCAAGAUCGUCCAGAUCCUCGCCCGCCACGCUAAGCUCAACCACGCGCGCUGCAUCCUCCUCGAUCCCCAUGCGCCCCGCUCCGAGGACGCCUUCGUCGCCCUCAUCGACGGCUACGGCCGCGCCGGCAUCGUCCAGGAGGCCGUCAACAUCUUCCGCAAGAUGCCCGACCUCGGCGUCCAACGCACCGUCAAGUCCUACGACGCGCUCUUCAAGGUCAUCCUCCGCCGCGGGAGGUACAUGAUGGCGAAGCGCCUCUACAACGCGAUGCUGCGCGAGGGCGUGGACCCCACGCGCCACACCUUUAACAUCCUCCUUUGGGGAAUGUUUUUGUCCCUGAGGUUAGACACUGCGGUUAGGUUUCACGAGGAUAUGAAGAGUAGGGGUAUUGUGCCUGAUGUUGUGACUUACAACACUUUGAUUAACGGGUUUUUGAGGUUUAAGAAGGUGGAGGAGGCGGAGAAUUUGUUUGCGGAGAUGAAGGGGAAGGAGAUUGCUCCUAAUGUGAUUAGUUUCACCACCAUGUUGAAAGGCUAUGUUGCCGCGGGGCGGAUUGAUGGUGCCAUGGAGGUUUUUCAGGAGAUGAAGAGCUGCGGGAUUAAGCCCAAUGCGGUCACAUUCUCCACGUUGUUGCCGGGCUUGUGUGAUGCUGAGAAGACGGCGGAGGCCAGGGAGGUUUUGGCGGAGAUGGUGGAGAGGUUUAUCGCGCCCAAGGAUAAUGCUGUGUUUAUGAAGCUGUUGAGUUGUCAUUGUAAGGCUGGGGACUUGGAUGCGGCCGCGGAUGUGUUGAAGGGGAUGAUUAGGUUGAGCAUUCCGACUGAGGCGGGUCACUAUGGGGUUCUGAUUGAGAGUUUUUGUAAGGCUAGUGUGUAUGACAAGGCGGAGAAGUUGUUGGACAAGUUGAUUGAGAAGGAGAUUGUGUUGCGGCCGCAGAAUGCGUUUGAGAUGGAGCCGAGUGCUUAUAAUUUGAUGAUUGAGUAUUUGUGUGAUCAUGGGAGGACUGGCAAGGCGGAAACGUUUUUCCGGCAGUUGAUGAAAAAGGGUGUGCAGGAUUCGGCUGCUUUUAAUAGUUUGAUCCGGGGGCAUUCGAAGGAAGGCAACCCUGAUUCUGCAUUUGAGAUUAUUAAGAUCAUGGGAAGGAGAGGGGUUCCCAGAGAUGCGGAUUCCUACAAAUUGCUUAUUGAGAGUUACUUGAGGAAAGGGGAGCCGGCUGAUGCUAAAACAGCUUUGGAUAGCAUGCUUGAGAGUGGGCAUCAACCGGAGUCAUCACUGUACAGGUCGAUUAUGGAGAGUUUGUUUGAUGAUGGCAGGGUCCAAACUGCAAGCAGAGUGAUGAAGAGUAUGGUGGAGAAGGGGGUGGAGAAGGGGGUGAAGGAGAAUAUGGACUUGGUUUCUAAGAUAUUGGAGGCUCUUCUCAUGAGAGGUCAUGUGGAAGAAGCUCUGGGUCGAAUUGAUUUGCUUACAGUUAAUGGGUGUGAGCCUGAUUUUGACCACCUUUUAUCUGUUCUUUGUGAGAAAGAAAAGACAAUUGCCGCUCUCAAACUGUUAGAUUUUGUUCUUGAGAGAGACUGUAUCAUAGAGUUUUCAAUCUAUGAUAAGGUUUUAGAUGCUCUUUUAGCAGCAGGGAAGACCCUCAAUGCGUAUUCCAUUUUGUGUAAAAUUCUGGAGAAAAGAGGAUCAACUGAUUGGAGCAGCCGUGAUGAGCUGAUCAAGAGCCUUAAUCAGGAGGGGAACACAAAGCAAGCAGAUGUUUUGUCGAGAAUGAUCAAGGGAACAGAUGGAGGUCCCGUAAAGAAGAGAGAAGGAAAGAGAAAAGCGACUCUAGCUACAUAACUUUGUUCUCUAUUCAUUUUCUUUUUUGUGUUUUAGAGAUUCUAUAAACUCAGAAGUUGUUCUGCUCACAAACUAAGAAAAUCUGGGUGCAGAGGCCAAGUUUGUCAAAAUCAUGACUGCCUUGUGAUCCUUGUGUAGACAGAAGAUUGUUUUCUAGUGGGAACGUCAGGAAAGUUCAUAAAAAAAUGAUGGAAUCGGUAAUCCUCUACGAGUUGGGCUCCUGUGACAUUCACAGAUAGAACUGUGCAACCGGCAAUCAUAGUGAAUAAUAUUUUAUCUAAUUUGUGCUCAUUGUUUUCUUUCAAUCCCAAUACUCAGUUUUUCCGUCUCUCUUCUUUGUUGCCUCUCACACAGGUGGUCCAAACCUCUCUGUUUAUUGAUCCUCCCUGUUGAAACUUUGAUAAUCUAAUUAUUCAUGAGACUUUACAUUUGUUA
Cajanus cajan (pigeon pea) is the source of this 2752-nucleotide messenger RNA. RefSeq names its product Tetratricopeptide repeat (TPR)-like superfamily protein. The record is from RefSeq and is a predicted model, not a curated record. NCBI's taxonomy places the organism in Eukaryota, Viridiplantae, Streptophyta, Magnoliopsida, Fabales, Fabaceae. Gene Ontology annotation, molecular function: protein binding.